AGAGAGCGAUGCUCUGCCCGUCUCAGGAAGGAGGAGACUGUGUUGGUAGUGGUGAAAGCAGCAGCAGCAGCAGCUUUUCCAAGCUUUUCCAACCAUCCACAGCAAGCAAGCAAGCAAAAGGAAAGCAAUUUUCCGCCGUACCGACACGGACUUCGCGCGGCGGCCACCGACGACGGACCGCGGGUGUGUUGUGUGUAGUGUAGUAGUAAUAGUAGCCCUAGGAGGAGCUGUACCGCGGAGUGGACCGACCGACCAGUAGGUGCUGGACAAGGACUUCGCAGGAAGAUCUUUCGGGAAUCCGUUGCCGGAGGUUGCUCCGAAGGGAAGCGAAAAGAGUGAAUUUUCCGGGUAAAGGCUUUUUUUUUGCAGUGCUUCCCCGCGCGAACUUCCGAAAUUCCGACUGUGUGUGUGAGCGUGAGAUGGCUUGAGAGAACUGGGUUAGUAAGUUUCUGUGCGGAAGAAAACCUGGAAUCCCUGGAAGAAGUCUCGAGCAGCAGGUGGGAAUCUGCAAAGAUCUGUGAAAAAUCUUCCAAAAAGAAGUCGCAAGGCUGUGUUGGUGUGAGGUCGCGACGGGUUGUUUACAGAUUCCGGAGCUCGGCCUAGAACAAAGGCGGGCCGAAGAAGAGAACAAUGGAACCGCGUCGGACAGCGUAAACUUCAUUGUAUUCAUUGCAUUGUCUUCUUAUAGUCGUAGUCGUCGUCGUCGUCGUCGUCGCGAAUUUAGAUUUAGGAGCAAAACAUUACAAACACACCUUAGCUAGGGGGUCUCGUGGUACCGAUUUAUUUUUUCUGUUGUUGUUGGUCUAGUGUGAGUUAUUACUCAAUUUACAACGCUCUAGUCUACUGUAGUGUAAGUGUCUCGCGAGGGCUUAAAAAAUCAAAUUAUAGCAUUAGUACAGUAAAUAGCGUGCGAAAAUCUCGCGUGUGUUCAGCAAAACGAAACCAGAAUGUCCUCCUGCAAUCCGACAUAACGACCCCAGCCCGGUGCAAUGCCCAAGAAAUGGCCUCCUCCCCCCCAUUGGAACACGUCAGAGUGUGCGUGAGAUCAUGCGUGUGUCUUAUCAUCUGGCCUAACAACAAAAGCAACAUCAACAGCAGCAGCAUCAGGAGAGCGUGAGAAAGUGCGUCAAGGGGAACGCCACAAACGAGAUAACUGACCUCGUUCCGGCAGAAUCAGCCAGCAGCAGCAGCUGCUGCACAACCGUAAUUAGUAGUAGUACCUACUAGGUGGGAGGGGAUGGCGGAAGGAGUGGCGGCGGCACCGGGAAGCCCCCGGACCGGGGACGAGUCAUCCGAGAGUGAGAACGAAACCGAACCGGCCAAAAUUUUCCACCGGAAGCUGUCGACGAAGCGGAACGUCAAGUCGGCGGCGGCCUCUAAGGAGGGUUACCUGAUGAAGCAAACAUGGUCCUUCCAGCGCUGGAGGCGGCGCUACUUCCGACUGAAAGGCCACAAGCUGUACUACGCCAAGGAUUCCAAGGUAAGUUUCAAUUUUCCUCUUUUUUUUUUUUGCUCUGUCUGA
This is a messenger RNA of Culex pipiens pallens (northern house mosquito), 1522 nucleotides long. Its product is annotated as diacylglycerol kinase eta-like. The transcript is spliced from 2 exons. The coding region runs from base 1238 to 1522 and encodes 94 amino acids. Lineage: Eukaryota; Metazoa; Arthropoda; Insecta; Diptera; Culicidae. The record is from RefSeq and is a predicted model, not a curated record.